Molecule: messenger RNA, 1266 nt
Organism: Vicia villosa (hairy vetch)
Lineage: Eukaryota; Viridiplantae; Streptophyta; Magnoliopsida; Fabales; Fabaceae
Product: glutathione S-transferase T3-like
Exons: 1
Coding region: 1-1266 (421 amino acids)
Source: RefSeq, a predicted model, not a curated record
AUGAAUCCCAAUCAACAUAAUACUUGGUCCAAUUUUAUGCAAAAUGAUGGAAAUCCUCCUAGUAUCCCAAAUCAACAAAACAAUCCAUAUUUUGGAAAUCUACCUCUUAUUCCAAAUCCACACCAUAAUCCAAAUUUUCAAAACUCUCUUUUUAUCCCAAAUCCACAAAAUAAUCCAUCCAUUAGAAAUUACUCCUAUGAUACACCACCUUAUCCAUAUCAAUAUCAACAAUUUUCAUCUCAAUCAACUAACCCCAAUAUGCCUCAUGUUGUUAAAAUAGGUAGUAGUGGUGUGCAAUCAAAUGAUCAAGAACAUGAAACACCACAACUUUGCACUCAAGAUAGCUUGGAAAAUACUACACUUGGUGAAGAUGUUGCAUCUGCACCGGUUGUGAAUGCGCCUAAACAAAGAUUCCAACCGAAAGAAGAUGAAAUUCUCAUUCAUUCAUGUCUCAACGUUUCAAAGGAUUCAAUUGUUGGAGUUGAUCAAAAAGGAGAUAGUUUCUGGAAGAGAAUUGGUGAAGCAUUUAACAAGCAUCGUGACAUGAAUUACAAAGAGAGGAAACCGAUGGCACUAAAAGGUAGAUGGCACAAAAUUAAUCCAUCUGUUCAAAAGUUUGUUGGAUGCUACAAACAAGCAUUUUCUACACAAAAAAGUGGGAGCUCCGAAAACAAUAACAUGCAGGCUGCGUAUAGAAUUUAUUUUCAAGAUGAAGGUGAAAAGUUUACAUUUGAGUCUGCUUGGAGAUUAUUGAAAGAUGAACCUAAAUGGCUCGUAGGUUCAUCAGAAGCUUCUGCAAAAAGAACAAAGAAUUCAGCAUCUGGAGCAUAUUCUUCUUCUAACCCACCGACACCAACGAGCAGCGAAUACAAUCCAUCAUCACCUACUCUGUUACGUCGUCCAAUCGGUCAAAAGGCAGCCAAAAGGAAGGAGAAAGAAAAGAUGGUGGAAAUGUCUACUCCAAAUGUUAAAUAUGAUGAAUUCAAAGAUGAAUUCAAAAAGAAAACUAAUUUGAUGUCAGUGUUUGCACAAGACUAUGCACGUAUUGAGAGUGAAAAACUCGAGAUUGAAAGAAAAAAGGUUGAAGCAAAGAUUAAGAAGGCCGAGAUGAAAGAGGAAAGAUUGAAGAUUGAUGAUCUACAAAUUGUCUCAAAGGAUACAUCAAAUAUGAAUUCAAGACAACUACAAGCUCAUGAUUUAUUGUGCGAUGUGAUUCGGAAAAAUAUGGCCUUAAUUAAUUGUAUUAUGUAUUUUGAAUAUUUUUAG